AUGGGGAAAUUAGUAGGAUUGGAAUUAAACAAUUUCAAGUCGUACCGUGGGAAGACCAAUAUAGGCUUUGGGUCAUCAAAUUUCGUGUCAAUAAUUGGUCCGAAUGGUUCAGGAAAGUCUAAUAUGAUGGAUGCUAUAUCGUUUGUCUUGGGGUUGAACUCGUCGCAACUUAGAUCAAGGCAGUUAAAAGAUUUAAUAUACAGAGGAAGAAGAGAUACACUUGGCGAAGACUUGAACGACAGCACUCUUGAAUUUGAACAAGACCCCAGAUCGGCCUAUGUCAUAGCUAUUUAUGAAAAAGAUGAUGGAGAAAUAAUGAGGUUGAAAAGAUCAAUCUUAGCAAGUGGUAGUACCGAGUAUCAGAUCAAUGAUCAGUCGGUUACAAGACUAAACUACGCAGCGGUUCUAAAGCAAGAAAACAUUCUUGUCAAGGCAAGAAACUUUCUAGUAUUUCAAGGUGAUGUUGAACAAAUCGCGUCACAAAAUCCUAAUGAUUUGUCUGCCAUGAUUGAACAUAUCAGUGGAUCCAACGAGUACUUCGAAGAGUAUGAACGAUUAAAAGAAGAAAAGGACCGGGCACGCGAAGUCACCAACGAGGUGUUUUCGAGAAAGAGGACCCUCAAUUCAGAAUCAAAGCAGUACAAGGAGCAAGCAUCCGAGCAACGACAAUUUGAAAAGAGCCUUAUUUUGAGAAAUGAUCUCGUAAAGAAACUAAACUUAUAUCAGUUGUACCACAAUGAAAACAAACAUCACCAGUUGAAGAAAGAAAUCAAAUCAAAGAGCGACCAUUUGAAGGAAAUGAAGAGCGAAGUAUCAAAGAAAGAAAAUGCGUAUAAAGCUUUGACAUCAGAGUACUCUAAAGUUGCGCUUGAAUUGAAAAGCUACUCCAAACAAAUUGAGCAGGCGGGCCAAAAAGUCGAAUCUACCAAGAGAGGAUUGAUCCCUAUAGAAUCAAGCAAGGCUUCGUUAUCUUCAAAGAUCAAGUCACUGGAGAAUAAAGUUUCAGACUUGGAAGUAGACGUUGCUUCGCAAAAGACACAGAUUAAAACCAUUGAAAAACAACUCAAUGACAGCAAAAAAUUGUUUAAGGAAUUUGAAGAACAAGUUAGAGCUUCCAUAGCCGCUUCAUCGAAUUUGAACAUACCAGAGGAGGGUCAACAAGAAUAUGAGAAACUAAGGGCCGAGUAUCUUGCAGCAAGUGGAUCAGAAUUAGAGGAACAAAUUUCAGUAUUGAUGCAUGAAAAGGACUCUUUGGCAAUUAAGGAGAAGAGUUUAGCUAACCAAAAGUCUAAUGCCGAAUCUAGGAUGCAAGAGCUCCAAUCAAGUAUUAACUUGGAGUUGAAAUCAAAGUUGAAUGACUUGGAAAACGAAAUUAAUCAAGUAUUGAACAAAAAGGAGGAAAUGAACGCGGCCAGAAACGAGCUUAUAAAACGAAAGGAUUUAUUCAAUCAAGAAGAGCUCAAGCUCAAUACCGAGUUAAAAGAUGUAUUGCUCAAAUUGGAAGACUUGUCGUCGCAGCAACGCGAAUCUAACAAGCAAAAGAAUUUAAGGGAGAACAUAUCCACGCUCAAAAGGUUGCUUCCGGCUGGAUCUAUCAAAGGAUUAGUUCACGAACUAGUUUGGCCAACUGAGCAAAAAUACGAAUUUGCUUUGCUGACAAUUUUAGGACGAAACUCCGAUGCGAUUAUAGUUGAAACAGCUGCAGUUGCAUACAAGUGUAUUGAUCUCUUGAAGGAAAGAAGGGCAGGGGUUGCCACUUUUAUCCCAUUGGAUUCAGUUGAGUUUGAACCAGUUAACUUGAGCUAUUUGAGGUCAAUACAUGACUCUGCUGUGCCGGGAAUGGAUAUUGUUGAGUACGAAGAUAGGUCAUUAGGACCGGCAGUUGAAUACAUUGUUGGAAACGCCUUAGUUGCCGAUGAUAUCAAUGUGGCUAGAUCGUUGAGAUGGAAUUCGUCCAAGAAGUUUGAGAACAAGAUUGUGACUUUGCAAGGGUCAGUGAUUCACAAGUCAGGCCAAAUGACUGGUGGUCAACAAGCACGCAAAUCAUCGGCGAAUAUCAGUUGGGACAAACAGGUGUGGAUAAAGAUGAAUGAAAGAAAGGAGGUUUUGUUGUCUAGGGUUUUGAAAUUGCAAGAGACUCGACCUAAAGAAUUGGAGAUCAAUUUGUUGGCAGAGGAAAUAAGUCUGUUGGACGAUAGAUUACCGGUUUUUAAAAAUCAAAAAAGUUCAUUAGAAAGGGCAAUCAAUGAUAAAGGUAGUGAAAUGGAUUUCUUGAAAAAGCAGUGCGAAAACUUUGAUGAGUCCUUGGCAAAGAUGAGAAAAGAUUUUGAAGCAAUUGACAAAAAGAUUGCAAAAUUGCAAAAAGAAAUUAAAAAGAAAAAGUCCAUUAUAUACAAGAGUUUUUGCGAAAAGUGGAACAUCAAGGAUGGCAUAGACAAGUAUGAAGAAUUACAUGGUGCUGCAUUGAGGACUAGAGCGAAGGAAAGAGCAUUAUUUUUGAAAUCCAUUUCAGUAUUGCAAAGCAAAUUAGAUUUUGACACGGGACGAUGUGAGGAGACUGAAUCGAGAAAAAAUACCGUUAAGAACCAGGUCGUGGAUUUGAAAGAGGAAUUGGAACAUGUAUUAGAAGAGAAGAAAAGAUUACACGAAGAACUUGAUAGUGCUCAAGCCGAAUAUGAAAUUUUAAAGAAAGAGCAAAGUAAGAUAGAGCAGCGGUUAGAGACAAAGUUGCGAUCAUCCAAAAUAGUCGAGAACGAUUUAGCUGAAAAAUCGCAAGAGGCUACGAAUCUUGCAAAAGAAAUUAUUGAACAAGAAGAAACAUUGUUGAAGGUUGACUCUGUUAGAGUUAACAUUAUGAAAAAUUGUAAGAUUCAAAAUAUAAUUUUGCCAUUAGAGGCAGGUGAUCUUGAUAGUAUCUCCAUGGGUGAGGAUUCUGACGAGGCGUUGGAUGAAAUAUACAAGAUUGAGGUUGAUUAUGAAAUGCUUGACCAAAAAUACAAAAAUACAUUCAGUCCUAAAUUGGAAGCUGAACUUGAGGUGAUGCUUCAAAACACUAUUGAAAAUUUGGAAAAGUUGGCACCUAAUGUUAAAGCCAUGGAGAGAUUCAAGGAAGUGGAGAAUAAGUUAAGGGGUUAUGAUAAGGAUUACACGGUUGCACGCCAAAAUGAAAGAAAAGCAGCUGACAAGUUUAGAGAAAUUAGUGAAAAGAGAUACGAUAAAUUUAUGGAAGCAUUUAAUCAUAUAUCAGGCUGCAUUGAUGCCACUUACAAGGAGUUAACCAAAUCUCGUCUAUCACCAAUGGGUGGCUCAGCCUUUUUGAUCCUCGAAGAUGAGGAUAGCCCUUACUUGUCAGGUGUGAAGUACCAUGCAAUGCCUCCUAUGAAACGAUUCCAGGAUAUGGAAUUGUUGUCGGGAGGUGAAAAGACUAUGGCUGCGUUGGCUCUAUUAUUUGCUGUCCAUUCCUUCCAACCUGCACCAUUUUUCGUGUUGGAUGAAAUAGAUGCCGCUUUAGAUAAUAGCAAUGUGGCAAAGAUUGGAAAUUACAUCAAAAACCACGCGGGUCCAAACUUUCAGUUUAUUGUUAUUUCGUUGAAGAAUAAUUUGUAUGAAAAAUCCGAUGCUUUAGUGGGUAUAUACCGUGAACAAAGAGAAAACAGCUCCAAAACGGUAACACUUGACUUGAGUGAGUAUCCAGAUGAGGAUAUACCAUUGCAGAGUAAUCAAGCCGUUGCAGUAUAG
Molecule: messenger RNA, 3738 nt
Organism: Lodderomyces parapsilosis
Lineage: Eukaryota; Fungi; Ascomycota; Pichiomycetes; Serinales; Debaryomycetaceae
Gene: SMC1
Product: cohesin subunit
Exons: 1
Coding region: 1-3738 (1245 amino acids)
Biological process (GO): sister chromatid cohesion
Cellular component (GO): nucleus; chromosome; cohesin complex
Molecular function (GO): DNA binding; protein binding; ATP binding
Source: RefSeq, a predicted model, not a curated record